CCUAGGCCGACAAGGGGGGGGGAAUCACUACAUUUUGCAAGCGACAAUAGCGAGUAACUACGUGAUGCAAGCUGAGUUUUCAGCCUGGCAAAAGUAUAAAACAAAAGCCUCGCCAUUGGAAACUCCAACGUCCUACACUCAACACCAUCACUAGAUUGCUCACUUUCAUUGGAUAACUUAGCUUAGAUUCGCAACGGCUACGUUACAAGCAGUUUAGCGCUUCCAAGCGCCUCAAUAGUCACAGUGUGCAUGGUGGCAUCCAUGGUAACAUGGCUCAUAUCGAGCUGACGACAGCCUUGGACGAAUUCCAUCAGGUUCUCUCACUAGAUCAAACUGCUCAACUCGUCUCAUCCUCGAGCCAUGCGCCUACAGCAGAUGACGUUGUCCAGCUGACAGAGCAAGUCACUCGAGCAAACGCAAGUCGGAAGAGCCGUCUCUUUGCUACUCGAAUCCAAGGACUCCUAGGAUCCGUUCAGCAAUACUGUACGGUCAUCGACACGUGCGCAGGGCCCAACCAGAUAGCGGCGCUAGUUUGGGGCAGUAUCAAACUCGUUAUCUUGGUUUCAUCAAAUUUUGCCGAGUACUUCGACAAGUUGUCACAGCGAGUAAAUCAGCUCAGCACCUACUGUCCCCGGUUGUCUGAAUAUGGGAAACUUUUCCCAACAUCAGCAAGGCUACAGGAAGCAAUUUCCGCAUUUUACGCUAUUAUUGUGAAGUUCUGCUCGAAGGCACUUGGGGUAGUGCAAGAGAAAGGCGUCAAACGAUAUUCAAAGUCAGUAUGGAAGUCAUUCAAGGUGGACUUCAAGGAUAUAGAGGAGAGCAUUAGUGAAGCAAAAGAUGAAGUUACCGAGGAGCUGCAACUGGCAUCCGAACAAGAAACACAAGGCUUUCGCCGCUUGUUAACAGCAGAGAUAGAAGAAAACAGAACAUUACGCAUAAAGCAAAUUGCAGAAAUUCAAGAAAGUAGGGAUUUUCGAUCGCAGCAGACGCUUGCGCUCCAGCGGAGCGGAGCUCGCCAGAUUCAGAAGAUCCUUAAAGAAGCAGAGCGUCAGAAGAUUCGGCUACUGCGAUAUAUUCCGAGCCAUGACUACACGACUAGCCUUCACCAUGCACGGGCGCUGCGUUGCGAAGGAACUUGCUGUUGGCUUCUCAGCAGAUCAGAAUUCCAGAACUGGGUUGAUCAGACAGGCUCAAAGCACCUCUGGUGUUACGGAAUUCCUGGUUGUGGAAAAACUGUUCUUCUGGGAUAUAUUAUCGAUCACCUGAGAAUGAAAUUCUCAGCUCAAAACGAAACAGUCGUCAUCUACUAUUUCUUUGAUUCCUCCGAGAAGAAGUCAUUGAAAGCAUCUACCUUUCUAAGAUGUACUUUGCACCAGAUGAUCAAACUCGAGGCCCUUGUCCCAGAGUUGCAGAGGCGUUUGGAGUCGCUCUUCAUAGACCGGAUAGAUCAGUCAGAACCCACCACCAGCGAACUUGAACAGCUUUUCUUGCACUCCUGCAGGAAAUUUAAAGGCUGUUUCCUCCUCAUUGAUGGACUCGACGAAGCAGAUGAGAUUGAACAGAGAAAUGUCAAAUCCUUCCUCAAAGACGUACAAAGAACGCAUGCUGCUCGAAUUCUUGCCACCACCCACGCAGCCAUGGACAUGUCAAAGGUUUUCACCCGCGGUUUGGCGCUGAAUAUCAGGCCGGAGGACCUCAAAGAUGACAUCGAAGUGUUUGUCCAAUCGCAGAUUGAUAAGUAUUCGCAGGAGAAACUGUCUGAUUGUUCUCCUUAUGCGCUUGAUAUAAUCAAGCAGAAAUUAAUAUUUGACGCGGAAGGAAUGUUCCUCUGGCCGGACCUGCAGCUUAAGGCUAUUCUCGACGUCUACGAGGAGCACGGAACCCCAGACAGAAUUCCCGAUCUCCUUGAAGCUCUCCCACGAAAAAUCGCAGAUCUGUAUAGCCUCUUACUACAAAGACUCACCAAUGGCGCUGACGACCGAGCCGAAAGAGCAAAGAAGGCAUUUCAGUGGGUUAUUUAUAGCAAAAGACCGUUGACUAUCGGUGAACUAGAAGAAGCCGUAUCUAUCUCCAUCAACCAGAAGUCAUGGCAAAGCCCCUCUUCCAUACUUGACAUACCGAGACUCGCUAGACUGUGUGGAAACCUCGUCAAUUGCGAUGAGGCUAACAGAACAGUAUCGCUGGCUCAUCACACCGUUGAGUCUUUUCUGCUAGGCUGUUCUGGCAGACGAGAAGUUGCUAGCUUCGCUAUCGAAGAAACCAAGGCAGAGCAGUAUAUGGCAGAUAUUUGCCUGACGUAUCUGUCUUUCACGGAUUUUCAUAAAGCACUUACACGGACCUCCGACACAAAAUAUCUUCAUGCAAUGGGUCACCCUGUGGGCCUGCUAGGGAAUGUAACUCCGAGUUUCAUUCGGCCAUGGGCAUUGAAUGCUGCCAGAAGCCGCCGAGGCAGGACCCCAGAUCAACCUGUUGACCUAGUCAACAUUUUGAGAACUGAACUGAGCGCCCGUCAAUCGAAAAAGGUGGACCCUACCUUCCAAAUACUCGAAUACUGUAAGAGCUACUGGUACAGCCACAUCCGUUACAUUGCUCUGCAAGAUACAAAACGGUUUACGACAAUAGAAAACUUCAUACACAGUACGCAUCUACCAAAAGAAUGGAUGCCAUGGAGCUCCAUUGAAGACAAGGAAUCCUUGCCGUUCUGGAAUAUGUUCGUCUGGGCUGUAAGAAAUGGCCAUACGAUUAUUUUCUGUGUUUGGCAAAAGAUUGCAACCAUACAAGAGUCUAGCUACUGGAAGUACCUUUGGAGAGAGGAAGGGAAGAGGCUGUUUGCCUCUGCAUGCGCGUCGGCCAACCUUGAGCAGUUGGAGAUAAUAUUGGGCGCGAAAAGAACGAAUGAUUGUGUAAUGAGACCAUUUGAAAGCGAAAUCAGUCAUGAAUUAAUGAGAGUCUCUCACUUGGGACAUUAUGAAGUUGUAGAGCGGCUGCUUCAAGAGAAGGCUGAUGUUAAUACAGCAGCAGCAAGAAGUGGUGGAAGAACAGCACUACAGGCAGCGGCAGAAGGAGGGCAUCUUGCAGUAUUAAGCGUCUGCUUCAAGAGAAGGCCGAUGUUAAUGCAGCAGCAGCAGGAAGUAGUGGAAGGACAGCACUACAGGCAGCGACAGAAAGAGGAUACAAAACGGUUGUAGAAUAUCUUCGCGAAGCGGGCGCCACAAAAUAAGGCUCGACCUUUCGGGAAUACAUAUUUAAGGCUUCUUAUAGUUUAGGAAACAGUUGUGAGAUUUAGUGGCUACAAUCUUUUUAGCAUUAUG
Messenger RNA from Mytilinidion resinicola, 3311 nucleotides. RefSeq lists its product as uncharacterized. Gene Ontology annotation, molecular function: protein binding. NCBI's taxonomy places the organism in Eukaryota, Fungi, Ascomycota, Dothideomycetes, Mytilinidiales, Mytilinidiaceae. The record is from RefSeq and is a predicted model, not a curated record. The transcript has 9 exons. Bases 270 to 3188 code for a protein of 972 amino acids.